This is a messenger RNA of Fusarium musae, 732 nucleotides long. RefSeq lists its product as uncharacterized. The record is from RefSeq and is a predicted model, not a curated record. Bases 1 to 732 code for a protein of 243 amino acids. NCBI's taxonomy places the organism in Eukaryota, Fungi, Ascomycota, Sordariomycetes, Hypocreales, Nectriaceae. The transcript has 3 exons. Gene Ontology annotation, molecular function: hydrolase activity, acting on ester bonds.
AUGGGACUUGGCCUCUUGAUCCAGCGUACUAUCGCCAUUCUUUCUCUGGCCGAGAAGUUGGGUCUUGAGCUCAUCAACCUCGCGACUGGUGGAGCUACCACCAACAAUGAUUUCGUCGCUGGAGGUACAGGUGCUGAGUCGACAAUUCCUGUGCCUUCAGCUGCAGAUCAAGUUCUGUCGUUUCUAUCGUGGGAUAAACCUCAGGCUGGUGAUAUCUUUGUUCACUGGAUUGGUGCCAAUGACAUUCUUUUCAACACUAGUAUUACCGGAGCACAAGUCACGAGCUUGAUCAACGAAAACGUUAACAGACUAUUUCAAGCCGGUGCAAAGACUAUUAUCCUCGCAAAUUAUCUCAACGCAACAACCUUUCCAGCAACAUUCAACUCUUCAGCCUACAACGUACCCAGCGUGCAAGAAUAUGUUCCGGCCUUGACAAAGGGUCUCGAGCAAAUCGCAGCAGGAUACUCAGCAUACGCCAAGACCGCAGUGGUCGACGUGCAGGAUCUAUUCAACGACAUGUUUUCGGAUCCCGAGGCGUACGGGUUCGAUGAGGACUAUGUUAAUCCUCCGACUGCAUGUCUCACGGGGGUUUAUACGAGCGAGGGUGUUCCACGACAUUUAUGCAGUGAUCCCGAGAAGCAUAUCUUUUUCGACUCGUAUCACCCCGUUAAAGAGGUCCAUGCUUUAGUAGCAAAGUUGUUCGUAAAGAGUAUUGAAGGGUUCUCGGCUUGA